CACAUGGUACGCUCGCGCUGCCGUUCACCGGCGCAUUUCGGACCACGCGCCCCAUUCGGAUGAACGCCUGAAAACAGCUGAGCGGCGACAGCGCGCGUGCAGGUGCGUCCACUGUGGAGCCAUGAGGCGACCGUCCUUGCUGGCGUUGGUGACCCUUCUGGUUCAGGUGGCGUCCCAGGGAAGUCCGCGGCGCGCGCGCCAGGGAGCCGCUACGACGCCGGCGGACCAGGCGUCGUUGCUGCCGUCGUCGCCGCAGGGUCUGGCGCAGGUCUCCAAGGUUGCCGUGCGCUGCACCAAGAAGGCGAUGGAGGUCCGCGUCGAGUUCGACGCACCAUUCACGGGCGUCGUCUAUUCCAAGGGCCACUUCGAGCAGCCAGAGUGCCGGCACGUGCAGGCGGAUGCGACGCCCGGCAACUCCUUCGAGUUCGUUAUUCGCGCGGACCGCUGCGGUUCGUCCAAGGUCGAGCGCAAGACCAAGGAUGGCGAAUCCUACAUCGAGAACACCAUCGUGGUCCAGAAUGAGCCCAGGAUUCAGGAGUGGUCGGACUCCGCGCGGCGCCUACGCUGCUCGUGGGACACGAACAUCGACCGGACGGUGAGCUCGUCCAUCAGCGUCAACCAGCUGGAGGUGCAGCAAGCGCGCUACGCGGGUUCGUCGGCAGCCGACUCGUACAUGGACGUUCAGCUUGGACGGGGCCCCUUCUCGCCACCGGUCACGGGCCUGGUGCGCAUUGGCGAUACGCUCACGCUGGUAGUGUACACGCUGGGCGCCGAUCUUGACGUGCUCGUCAAGGAUUGUCUGGCACACGACGGCGACCCGCGCCGUGCCGUCCAGCUGACGGACGCGCGAGGCUGCGUCGCCAAACCGAAGCUACUGGGACCUUGGCAAAAGACGCGGAACACGGGCGCCACCGGCGCCAGUACCAUCGCCUUCGCGUACCUCAAGGCGUUCAAGUUUCCCGACAAGGUGGAGGUGUACCUAGAGUGCAACAUCGAGAUGUGUCGCCGCAAGUGCGCGGAGCCAUGCACAAAGUCCAAGCGCAGCAGACGACAGCUGUCCAACGAGUCGUCAUCGACUGUGCAGCACGUGGUGGAGCCGGCGCGCGUGGCUCGCGGCAUUCGCGUCGUGGCGCCAGAAGACCUGGACCCACUGCAGCCGUCUUCCACUGCGCCCGGCUGGCCAUCCCGGGCGCCCUCCACUGGGGACGUCUGCCUCUCGCUACCUGGAUUCGUGACUGCCCUGUCGGCCGUGCUCGCCAUCUUGCUUAGCGCGUGCGUCCUGUCAGCACUCCUCUACCUGCGCGUGCGCCAACUCACCUCGGACCACGCGCCAGGUGGUGGCAAAUCCAAGAGCGUUCCGCCGCCGGAGUUUGUGCGCAAGGUGCGCCGUGUUCCUUAGUGAGCGACUUGCAGACCGAGAUACCAGACAGCGCAGCAUGCGCUCCACCAGCAAGCACGAGCCGCCAUGUGCUGCCCGAUUUGGUCCGCCAAGUCGCCGCAGGAACGUUCCUGAUGCAGGCACAAGCUGAUGUCACUUUUUUUUUUUUUCCUUCUCCGAGAUGGGCAUUUCCGAAGGACUCUGAUGGAGGACCACCGAGCCGCCGACUCUGGACGACCGGUUCAGAAUUAAGCUGAGCAGAGAUCGCACUUCUUCCAUGCGAAGACCGGUUUUUCGCAACGGUGGUGUUUGUGACACGCUGGUUCGUCCACACGACCGUUGUAAUAAAAGCCAAAAAGUGAACAAAGCGUGCAUACGGAAUGAGUUUAUCAAUGCGAGUACAUAUAGUA
Rhipicephalus sanguineus (brown dog tick) is the source of this 1788-nucleotide messenger RNA. RefSeq lists its product as uncharacterized. The transcript is spliced from 5 exons. Lineage: Eukaryota; Metazoa; Arthropoda; Arachnida; Ixodida; Ixodidae. Bases 122 to 1399 code for a protein of 425 amino acids. The record is from RefSeq and is a predicted model, not a curated record.